Molecule: messenger RNA, 817 nt
Organism: Orbicella faveolata
Lineage: Eukaryota; Metazoa; Cnidaria; Anthozoa; Scleractinia; Merulinidae
Biological process (GO): cell-matrix adhesion
Molecular function (GO): calcium ion binding; protein binding
Source: RefSeq, a predicted model, not a curated record
AUUCUGUCAGUCGCACCAGAAAAGACCUCAUUGUCGAGAUCAAUAGCCUUGGUAGUGAAUCUUUUCUUUCUUGCCACACAGCUCCAAUAAAACGGAUGUAUCCCUACGGUCCUGCUUCUGGGGAUUCUGAAGUUCCCAACACUUCUGAAUAUUCGUGGCGAUGUUUUAAGGUCGAUAUCCCGGACGACGGCAUGCAAUUCUUCGGAAAACGUCACUACCAUGCUUACAUCUGCCGCAAUGGAUUGUUGCUCUUCGAUUCAAAAUGGCUUCCUUGGUGGCCAUAUAACUUUGGAGAACGUUGGUGGCUGAAAAAAAGGGCCAUGCUUGCUCCUUAUUGGAGUUUGACUGAUACAUAUUACUCUUUCGCGAGACACGGUGUGUCCAAAGUCUACUACCAUGAAUAUUCAGAUUCUGAUCCGGGUUCCCUUCACAUGAUGAAUACAGCCACAUCAGAUGUCAAAAGGCUCUUAAUGAAACCUUUGCCGACAGAAUUCCAAGCAUCUUGGGUGAUGGUGACAACGUGGGAAAAUUUGCGGCCCUAUCGCUAUCCAACAAGCAUGGCAAACAUUGUAAGAGUACAAGAAGAGUAUCACAUUCUCGAACAACGAAAUGUCAUUUUAUGUAUAGUCUGAUCCAUUUGUAACGACAUUCGUUCGAGCGUUUGUGAUGUUUAUUUUUUAAUCGUUCCUUUCAACUUCCUCUAUUGCCCAUUAGCAAAUAGAACUUUAGAAAAAGUGUAGUCUAUUCCGUUUUCGUUGAAAAGACUUCUAAGAUUCAACCUGAAGCUCAACUGCAAACGGAUGCGUUAGAUUGGCUG